AUGAUUCAUGUCAGACAUGUUAAUACAGCAAGAUCAAGCGUUGCUGAACCUAGUAAAAAGCCAACAACAAGCAAUCCUAGAAAGGCCAUGCCCCAGAGAUAUCAAAGAAGUCAUCCAUUAGAUGAUUAUAACGAACACCUACGAAUCUCUUUUCAGAAAAGGAGUGACAUUCAAACCAAUGACAUGCAAUCGUUUAUCGAUAAAAAUUUCCUUGAAACUGUUCGUCUUAUGAAAAGAGAGGAAAGACAACGAUCAACCGUACACAAAAAGCUCAACCCAAAGUUUAAGGAUGAAAAGAUAGUGGAAAAAGUAGCAGGGCGGAAGAGAAUUAAUGAAUUAUUAAGAGAUAAUUCUAAAAAUUUAUCAGGUUUGAUGCCAAUGCCUGCAAGAAGACAAUUAGAACCAGAAAAAUGUAGAUCACCUCGUAGGACUCCAAUUUAUUACUGGGGAUGA
Trichomonas vaginalis G3 is the source of this 453-nucleotide messenger RNA. RefSeq lists its product as uncharacterized. Bases 1 to 453 code for a protein of 150 amino acids. NCBI's taxonomy places the organism in Eukaryota, Parabasalia, Trichomonadida, Trichomonadidae. The transcript has a single exon. The record is from RefSeq and is a predicted model, not a curated record.